AUGAAAUUAAUUUUUAAGGGUAUGCUAAUAUUAAAUUUAAUAAGUGCUGGGUUUAGUAAUUUACAUAGAAUUAACAAAUUUAAUAAUCUUGAUUAUUAUGAAACAGGUUUAAGCUACUUAAAUAAUAAUUCAAAUCAUUUAGGUAUAGUUAUACUUGCAGGUGGAGAAGGAUCACGAUUAGGUAUAAAAGGUUCAAAGGGUUUAUUUGAAUUAAACGGUAAAGUAGUAUUUGAGUAUUUACUAGAGAAAAUAAAAGUACUUAAAGAUAGCUCAUCUGCUAAAAUAUCUUUGUUAAUUAUGACAAGUAAUACAGUUGAGAGUGAUACUAGAGGAUUUUUUAAUAGAAAAGAUCUUUCAAAAUAUUGUGAUUAUUUUGAUAUUUUUUUACAGGGACAUUCUACUGCUUUAAAUCUUGAUGGAGAAGAAUUUGUUAGUGAAAAAGGAAAUAAAAAAAUAGCUCCUAAUGGUAAUGGUGAUUUUUUUAACAAAGUAAAAACAAGUAGUCUUUAUGAGAAAAUUGAUCAUUUUUUAGUUAUACCGGUUGAUAAUAUUUUUGUUGAGCUUUUUGAUCCAGUUUUUUAUGGUUGUGCCAUCAAAGAGAAUUAUGACAUUUUUAACAAGGGAAUUGAAGUUGAUAAAGCAGAAAAGGUAGGGUGUUUUAAAUUUGAUGGUAAUAAAGUUACUGUUACUGAGUAUAUUGAUCAUAACGAGGAUAAUUAUAUUGGAAAUAUCUGCUUUCAUUUAUUUACUAAAGAUGCAGUUGAGUUGUUGAGUGAAGCACAAUUAGAUACUCAUUCAGCUACCAAAACAUAUGUUGAAGAUGAUAUUACAUACACAAUUGUUAAGAAAGAAAAAUUUAUUUUUGAUAAUUUCAAUUUAGUAAAUAAAAGUGGUGUUAUGGUUGUUGAUAGAGAAGAAGAAUUUCAUCCAUUAAAAUCUCAAGAUGACGUAGAAAAAAUUUUGUUAUUGAUAAAUCAAAAAAUUAAUUAA
This is a messenger RNA of Hepatospora eriocheir, 990 nucleotides long. The record is from the annotation of a GenBank genome assembly. Lineage: Eukaryota; Fungi; Microsporidia; Hepatosporidae.